AUGGCGUCCAAGCAGACAGAGAAGGAGCCUCAGGGUAAGGGCAAGAACACGUCGGUCAAGGAUGAGCCUGAAGAGGUCCAGGAGAAGUUCUCUCCUGAAGAGGAGGCGUCCCUCCUAUCCGAAUCCAACACCCACAAAACCGAAGCAAACGCCCUCUUCACAUCCUCCCAAUACACCUCCGCCAUCGCAAAAUACGACGAGGCCGUCUCCGUCUGCCCAAACUACCUAGACUACGACCUCGCCGUCCUCCGCUCCAACAUCUCCGCCUGCCACCUCAAACUCUCCCAGUGGAAAGACGCAAUCUCCUCCGCCUCCGCCGCGCUCGACUCCCUAGACCGCAUCGACAAGGAAUCCGCCCUCGAGCAGGAACGCCGCGAGAAGCGCAAGGCCGAAGAGGAAGAGGGCGUGGACGAGGAGAUUGUCAGCUCGGGCGCCAGCGUCGCCGCCCCCGCGCCCGUCACCUCCGCGGAAGACGAAGAGGAGGUCGCGCGUAGGAAGAGGGCGGACGAUGUCCUGCGUAUUCGAGCGAAAGCUCUCAUGCGGAGGGCGAGGGCGCGGAGCGAGGAGGGCGGGUGGCAGAACCUCGCGGGCGCGGAGGAGGAUUACAAGGCGCUGGCUAAGAUGGGGAACCUCGCGGCCGCGGAUCGCAAGAUCGUGCAGACGCAGUUGAGGGCGUUGCCGCCGAGGACCAAGGCUGCGCAGGAGGCGGAGACGGCGGAGAUGUGGGGGAAGCUCAAGGAUCUGGGCAAUGGCAUUUUGAAGCCGUUUGGACUGAGUACGGAUAACUUCCAGAUGGUCAAGGAUGAGAAGACGGGAGGGUAUUCGAUGAACUUCAACCAGGGUCAAUGA
Molecule: messenger RNA, 849 nt
Organism: Colletotrichum lupini
Lineage: Eukaryota; Fungi; Ascomycota; Sordariomycetes; Glomerellales; Glomerellaceae
Exons: 3
Coding region: 1-849 (282 amino acids)
Molecular function (GO): protein binding
Source: RefSeq, a predicted model, not a curated record